UUCCCCCCUCCCCCCGGGGUUGGGGGGGCCGGAGCAGAGAGCGCCCAGCCCGGGAGGUGGAUGAAUGUGGGAGAAAAUGGAGACCAAGACGAUCGUGUACGACUUGGACACGUCGGGGGGGCUGAUGGAGCAAAUCCAAGCUCUGCUGGCUCCCCCCAAGACGGACGAGGCAGAAAAGCGGAGUCGGAAACCUGAAAAAGAGCCCCGGAGAAGCGGCAGGGCCACCAACCACGACAGCUGCGAUAGCUGCAAAGAAGGUGGGGAUCUCCUGUGCUGUGACCACUGCCCGGCAGCCUUCCACCUCCAGUGCUGUAACCCUCCACUGAGUGAAGAGAUGUUGCCUCCUGGGGAGUGGAUGUGUCACCGGUGCACUGUUCGCCGAAAGAAACGAGAGCAGAAAAAGGAGCUGGGCCACGUCAAUGGACUGGUGGACAAAUCCGGCAAACGGACUACAUCCCCCAGCAGUGAUACUGACUUGUUGGACAGAUCAGCCAGCAAAACUGAGCUCAAGGCCAUUGCCCAUGCCCGGAUCCUGGAAAGGAGAGCCAGCCGGCCUGGCACACCCACAUCCAAUGCCAGCACAGAGACCCCCACUUCUGAGCAGAAUGACGUCGACGAGGACAUCAUUGACGUGGACGAGGAGCCAGUGGCAGCAGAGCCAGACUACGUGCAGCCCCAGCUAAGGCGGCCGUUUGAGCUGCUGAUCGCUGCUGCCAUGGAGCGGAACCCCACCCAGUUUCAGUUGCCCAAUGAACUGACUUGUACCACCGCACUACCAGGUUCUAGCAAGAGGAGAAGAAAGGAGGAAACCACAGGGAAAAAUGUUAAAAAGACACAGCACGAGUUAGAUCACAAUGGUCUUGUUCCCCUACCAGUCAAAGUCUGCUUCACAUGCAACAGGAGCUGCCGUGUGGCCCCUCUCAUCCAGUGUGACUAUUGCCCCCUCCUGUUCCACAUGGACUGCCUCGAGCCACCGCUCACUGCCAUGCCCCUGGGCAGAUGGAUGUGUCCGAAUCACAUCGAACAUGUGGUGCUGAACCAGAAGAAUAUGACGUUGAGCAAUCGGUGCCAGGUGUUUGACCGUUUCCAGGACACCAUUUCACAGCACGUGGUCAAAGUGGACUUCCUGAACCGAAUCCAUAAGAAGCACCCUCCUAACCGCCGUGUGCUCCAGUCAGUCAAAAGAAGAAGCUUGAAGGUUCCUGAUGCUAUCAAAUCCCAGUACCAGUUUCCACCCCCUCUCAUUGCACCUGCGGCCAUUCGGGAUGGGGAGCUGAUCUGCAAUGGGAUCCCUGAGGAAUCGCAGACGCACCUUUUGAACUCUGAGCACUUAGCCACCCAGGCAGAGCAGCAAGAGUGGCUCUGUAGUGUUGUUGCGCUCCAGUGCAGCAUAUUGAAACAUUUAUCUGCUAAGCAGAUGCCUUCGCAUUGGGACUCUGAACAGACAGAGAAGGCUGAUAUUAAGCCUGUUAUUGUGACUGACAGCUCAAUCACCACCUCCCUGCAAACAGCUGACAAGGCACCUACACCUUCCCACUGCCCCUUGUCCUGCCCCUCAGGGAUUAGCACCCAGAAUUCCCUGAGCUGCUCUCCACCCCACCAGCCCCCAGCCCUAGAGGACAUCAGCUGCAGUUCUUGUGCGGAAAAAUCCAAGAAAGCCCCCUGCGGGACUGCCAACGGGCCAGUGAGCACAGAGGUGAAAGCCAAUGGCCCACACCUCUACAGCAGCCCCACUGAUUCCACGGACCCCCGGCGACUUCCAGGCGCCAACACCCCCUUACCAGGCCUCUCCCACCGGCAAGGCUGGCCCCGGCCCCUCACGCCACCAGCGGCUGGGGGGCUUCAGAACCACACCGUCGGCAUCAUUGUGAAGACAGAGAAUGCCACUGGCCCCAGCUCUUGCCCCCAGAGGAGUUUGGUUCCUGUCCCAAGCCUGCCCCCUUCCAUUCCCAGCUCUUGUGCCAGCAUCGAGAACACCAGCACUUUGCAAAGAAAGACUGUCCAAUCACAGAUAGGACCUCCGUUGACAGAUUCAAGGCCACUGGGCUCACCCCCAAAUGCCACCCGGGUGCUCACUCCCCCCCAAGCAGCAGGAGAUGGUAUCUUGGCCACAGGAGCCAACCAACGAUUCUGCUCACCAGCGCCAUCAUCAGAUGGCAAGGUCAGCCCCGGCACGUUAUCCAUAGGAAGCGCUUUAACCGUACCCUCUUUCCCAGCCAACUCUACUGCCAUGGUGGACCUCACCAGCUCACUGCGAGCAUUUAUGGAUGGAAAUGGAGAAAUCGAGAUAAAUAUGCUGGACGAGAAGCUGAUCAAGUUUCUGGCCUUGCAGAGAAUACAUCAGCUUUUCCCCUCCCGGGUCCAAGCUUCACCGGGCAGUGUCGGGGCACACCCGCUGGCUUCUGGAGGGCACCACACUGAAGUGCAAAGAAAGGAGGUACAGGCCCGAGCUGUGUUCUACCCUCUCUUAGGGUUGGGAGGAGCUGUGAACAUGUGCUACCGAACCCUAUACAUCGGGACAGGAGCUGACAUGGACGUGUGCCUUACAAACUAUGGUCACUGUAACUACGUGUCCGGGAAACAUGCCUGCAUAUUCUAUGAUGAGAAUACCAAACAUUAUGAGCUGUUAAACUACAGUGAGCACGGGACAACGGUGGACAAUGUGCUGUAUUCAUGUGACUUCUCUGAGAAGACCCCGCCAACCCCCCCAAGCAGUAUUGUUGCCAAAGUGCAGAGUGUCAUCAGGCGCCGCCAGCACCGGAAACAGGACGAAGAGCCGAGUGAGGAGGCAGCCGUGAUGAGCUCCCAGGCCCAGGGGCCACCGCGGAGACCCUGCAACUGCAAAGCCAGCAGCUCGAGCUUGAUUGGGGGCAGUGGGGCCGGCUGGGAGGGCACGGCCUUACUGCACCACGGCAGCUACAUCAAGCUGGGGUGCCUGCAGUUCGUCUUCAGCAUCACUGAGUUUGCGACCAAACAGCCCAAAGGCGAUGCUGGCCUGCUGCAGGAUGGGGUCUUGGCCGAGAAGCUGUCUCUCAAGCCCCACCAGGGCCCUGUGCUGCGCUCCAACUCCGUUCCCUAGGACUGGCGGCUACCCCAUCACCCGCCUGUCCGCCCACCCCAAGACUCCUGCAAUGCAAAAAUGUACACAAACCAAGCCCGGGUUUUUUCUAUACACCAGAAACCCUUCAACUACAAUCUUUGCAUGAAAUGAAGAAAACCUUUUGACUGUUUUUUAAAAAUCCUUUUUCUUUUCUCAAGUUCUAGGGGGCAUUUGCACAUAUAUUUGUACUCAACAUUUCAUGGGAAAGCGGCAGACCCGAGCUGAGGAACAGCGUGGGCAGGGAGGGGAAGGCCCACAGUCUGGACACUUCCUCCAACACGAAACCGUUCCCCACCCACCUCCUGCUCCCUCCCCCUCACCCGCCGUUGUAAAAUAAUCAGAAACUUGUUCUAUUUUGUGGCAGUGACAAUAGUUUUAUAUUAAAAGAAAAAAUACAGUUUUCAUACAGCAAAAUCUAUACAAUAUCAUUGUUUUAUUUAAUAUAAAGAUCGCUACCCACCCUACUUCCGUGGUUCCCACCCUCCAAGUUAUUUUCCCUUUCUGCAGCGGUUGCACUACAGGUAGCUACUGUGUAUUAUGGACAAAUGAGAAAUGAAUUCUUUUUCUGGCUGUCCAUCUAUUUUAUUUCAAAUAAGGAAAAGUGUAUUUGGAUUUUGUGUAAAUACAUCUAGUGAUGACAUUUUUUUCAAUGUUUUUAAAAACUGUACAGUACUACAUGUGGUAGAGCGUUUUCUUCAAAUUGUCUAUUGUAGCAAAAACGUUUUUGUCGUAAACCUGUUUCGUCUUCUUUUUUUGUUCUCUUGCCACUUCUCCUGUUCCUCCCACCCCUGGCUCCCUCCCCCCCCA
This is a messenger RNA of Enhydra lutris kenyoni (northern sea otter), 3907 nucleotides long. Its product is annotated as PHD finger protein 12. Gene Ontology annotation, molecular function: transcription corepressor activity; protein binding. The transcript is spliced from 15 exons. NCBI's taxonomy places the organism in Eukaryota, Metazoa, Chordata, Mammalia, Carnivora, Mustelidae. Gene Ontology annotation, biological process: negative regulation of transcription by RNA polymerase II. The record is from RefSeq and is a predicted model, not a curated record. Bases 65 to 3079 code for a protein of 1004 amino acids. Gene Ontology annotation, cellular component: nucleus; Sin3-type complex.